AUGGAUCUUCUAUCUGUUCUCCCAGACUUCUCGACGAAAUCAUAUGCACAUAUUAUACCUCCGCUCGAGCGAAGUAAGAUUACCACCGUCGACCUCAUCACGCUCGAGACGCUCGAGAUCGCGAAACGCGCCCAUGUGCCCCCGGCAGACGUGCGGCGGCUCUCCGCCCAGGUCAUCGAGGCGCUCCACGCCGACCUUGGAUUUGAGAAGAGCCGAGCAGACAUAGGACCAUCCUCAGAUGCUGAGCCAAGCUCCAGCAUCAACCCAGAUACAGUUACCGCCACACCCGGGCCUUCCACGAAGCUCCAGGCGUCGCGAUGGAGCACGAUCAGCACGCUAGACCCCGCAAUGGAUGCACUCCUGGGAGGUGGGAUACCAAUGGGAUAUGUGACGGAGGUAACGGGCGAAAGUGGCAGCGGCAAGACCCAAUUCCUCCUCAGCCUUCUUCUGGCGGCUCAAUUGGUCGAGCGAGAUGGCCUACCGUCGCAGGCUGUAUACAUCUCAACUGAACACCCUCUCGCAACAAGUCGCCUCUCACAAAUGCUCGAAUGCCACCCACAACUAUCCACCCUCCCCGCCAACAAGGCGCCGACUCUCGAGAACAUUCUUGCCAUCAACGCGAUGGACCUGGAAUCCCAAGACCACAUCCUCAACUACCAGCUUCCCGUCGCUCUGGCAAAUUAUAACGUUGGCCUGGUGAUCAUUGAUUCUGUCACGUCCAAUUAUCGUGUCGAACACUCCUCUAACACUAUCCUCGCCAUCUCUACCCGUUCCACCGAGCUUGCCAAGCUAGGACAAUUGUUGCGCAACCUUGCCGCAAAGGAAAACAUUGCCAUUAUAUUAGCGAAUCAAGUCUCCGAUCGAUUUGAGCCCGUGGAGGGUAUCGGUGCCGAUCCGGCUUCGCGAUCAGGCUUUCCAUCGAUCCAGAGCCAGAGUGCUGUGGCGCGUGAAGCCGGGACUUCAUCGCCGUUACAGAGGACCAGAUCGGACAAUACUGAUCAAUUGUCCCAGUUUAGCCAAGGGCCUUCCUCAUCCCAGGCAAUUCCAUCAUCUUCGUACCAUGCCCCAGAUGAUGAGAAAUUUGAUGGCUCAUAUAUCAUCGAAAACCCCGCUCGGAAUAGUAUUCUGAGCCUGGUACAUCAAGAGCGGUUUUUCACCGGAUGGGGUGAUGGUUCGCACUUUGAAAGGAAUCUCAAGACCCCGGCGUUGGGAUAUUUUUGGUCGACACAGAUUGCUUGUCGAAUUGCUUUGAAGAAGGAGGAAAGACGCUCGGUGGCUGCGCCUUGGGAUAGUGGUGCUAUUUCCUAUCUGGCUCCUACCCCUACAGAAAAGGAGGAUUCUCAAGAGAACAGCGUGGAGGCAACAGUGAACAAACACACCACUGUCAGUUCCUCAGCCAGUGACGCCCAUACCGCCAAGUCCGAAGGAGAUUCUAAGCUGGCCAACGAGACGGAUCAGCCCCCAAGUUCCAUUAACAAGGGAACUCCUUUGCCAAUACCUAUGGAGCCUCCUGCAAUUGAGCACAGUACACGGCGAACCAUGAAACUCGUUUUUGCCCCCUGGACAGCUGGUGCGCAAGAUCCCGGCGCGAACGAAAGUCAAGAUUGGGGACAGACAACAGGUAGAAGGGCUAACAAGGUGGAUUUCGAGGUAUGGGAGGGAGGCUUACGGAGCUUACGUUCUGAGAAUUGA
Molecule: messenger RNA, 1692 nt
Organism: Penicillium daleae
Lineage: Eukaryota; Fungi; Ascomycota; Eurotiomycetes; Eurotiales; Aspergillaceae
Product: putative DNA repair protein (Rad57)
Exons: 2
Coding region: 1-1692 (563 amino acids)
Biological process (GO): mitotic recombination; DNA strand invasion; DNA repair
Molecular function (GO): single-stranded DNA binding; double-stranded DNA binding; ATP hydrolysis activity
Source: RefSeq, a predicted model, not a curated record